Messenger RNA from Tyto alba (common barn owl), 3300 nucleotides. RefSeq names its product ras-like GTP-binding protein rhoA. Bases 269 to 859 code for a protein of 196 amino acids. Gene Ontology annotation, biological process: small GTPase-mediated signal transduction. Gene Ontology annotation, molecular function: GTPase activity; GTP binding. The record is from RefSeq and is a predicted model, not a curated record. The transcript has 5 exons. Lineage: Eukaryota; Metazoa; Chordata; Aves; Strigiformes; Tytonidae.
GCUCACGGCGCUCGGCGGGCAGCGGUACCGCACCUCCAGAGGAGCCCGGGGCAGGUCCUCCGCCUCGCCGCCGAGAGAUCGGAAGUCACAGUCAUGAAAAAAAAUGCGGAAAAUAAAUGAGCGCAAAAGGCUGGAGUUUCAGAUUGCUCGGAGGAUAGGGUGGGAAGCAGUGACCUAUGGAAGCUGAAGCGGCAACAAUAUUAGAAGAAACCUAUCUAAUACUGAACAUCAAGAAAGAGAAGGUUGAUGCUGGAAAUUACUAUCCUGAAUGGCUGCUCUUAGGAGAAAGAUAACUGUAGUCGGAGAUGACCGCUGUGGUAAGACAUGCCUCCUGUUUGCUCUGUGUCACAAACAGCUUCCCGAGUCCUACGAGCCAACUCUGUUUGAUGCUUAUACCACUGACACAGAGAUAGAUGGGAAAGAGAUGAAACUAAUUCUCUACGAUGUGGCAGGGAAGAAUGAAGUUAGUUACAGAAAUCUCCGCUCAGUGUUCUACAAGGACACUGACGUUAUUUUAAUGUGCUUCUCUGUGGACAGACCUGACUUACAGCAAAACAUCCUUGAUUUUUGGGUUCCAGAAAUCAAAGUGUUCUGCCCCACAGUACCUAUUAUUCUGGUGGCUACCAAGGUAGAACUAAGGGGUAAUGAAGAUAUUAAGAAGCCAACUACUCCAGGCAACGAGCCAAUUAACACCACAGAAGGAAAAGCUUUAGCUGCCAGCAUUGGGGCAUAUGCUUACCUGGAGUGUUCUGCCAAGACAAAAGAGGGUGUUGAUACAGCCCUGGUGAUUAUUAGCCAAUGUGCAUUAAAUGAGAAAAGGAGGCAAAAGAGGCACUACAGGCGCUGCCGAAUUCUGUAAGAGGACUUAACAUUGCUUUGCUGUUGGAUUUCAUCAUGUGGAAAGCACUUGCAGGCAGAAGACAUGAAGUAAAGAGAAUGCCAACAACCAUGCUCUCAGCUUUGCAAGUCAUUAACAAUCUGGAAAGAGACUGAGACAUGCUGUCAACCUAAGCAGAAAAUCUCAGAGAGGCACGGAGAUGGACCAAAAUGGAAAUACUCUGGGUACAUCUCCAUACUCCUCCCUUCUGUGAAGCACUGCUUGCUGGCAGCCCAAGGAACUGAGUUAUGGACUGACAUUAAAGGCACAACUCUGGAAGCAGUCAAAUAAUGUGACUGCAGGAUUUGAAGGCACAUACUGUAUCGCUGUAAGUGGACAGAGAAGUGCUUUAAGUAAACCCCUUUUGAUCCUGAAGUAAAGGUACAGGGCUAAUUGAGCAUAACUGUCAUGAAAUAGGAGAACAUGAAAGUCUUAUCGCUUUCUUUUGCUGACUUCCUUGGUGCUGGUUUCAUCACUCUGGCAGCUUGGUUAUGCUUUCCCAGGGGGAAACAAAAUUAGAAUAAACACAAAUUUAUAAAAUUAUUAUGCCACCUAGAGCUGUACACUUAGCAAACCAGCUUUUCCAGGUGAGAGACCUAGUAAAAUACACGCUUACGAUUUUUUUCUUACCUAUUCUUCCCACCAGUAUUUGUCUAUUGACAGUAUUAUGGGUAGAAAUACUGGAGUUGGCCAAGUAUUCAUUAUUGGAUGAGUUGCUGAUUUCCUUCUACAUCACUUUUUAGUAGCAGUUUAGAAGUCCACAACCACACUGUGCCAUAAUAACAAAUGCUUCAAGGAUGACACUUUAUAUUCCAAAAGUACCUUUCUUCCAAGAAUCUCAGAGCACAAGCAGGUUUCAACAUGAAUUACCAGCCCACCUCCUGGUGAUAAGUAGGUGUUAUUUCCAUUUUCAAACCCGAGAAACUUAAACUGCUGCCUAAAGUAACUGUGAACCACCUACUUCUUGGAGCUUUCUUUUUCUUGACUUGUUUUCCAUUCCCUUUCUAUUUUGCUUCCUGGACCAUUCUUAACCUCAAUUUCCUCUACUCCCUGUCUAUAGUAAUCCCCAGGAUGCAACCUGAUAUUGUACCCAAACUUUAAAACUCUUCUCCCCAUGCAACUCGGAUGUGUGUGCUGUGCAUAAAUGCUCUCCUGAUUCAGUUAGUAAAAUAUGUUACUUCAUUUCAAAGAGCUGUAUUUAUGUAGAUAGAUUUAAAUUGUUAUUUCCAUUUUAUAUGUGUAUCUGUGGGUGGGGAGGAUUAGACAGCAGAUAAUUUAAAGAACACAGGUGUCUCAGGUGCCUCCGAUGUGAGGUAUUGGAUUGGAGAGAGGCAGUUUUGCAAAGAUGCUGUGCACUUACUGCUUGGAAAGUUCAGACCACUUUGGUGAAUCUGAGCUUACAUUGCCUGUUGCUUAGUAGGACACUGGUCAGAAUACUGACUGGUGUCUGUUUUCGAUCUAAAUAAACAAAUAUUUUCCUCCAGAAAGGUGCUUUGUUCAAGAUAAGGGUAGCUGGUUUCAGUCCCAGUAUUCACUGACAUAUCUCUGAAUUAUACUGUUGUUAGACUGUUUUUAGUUUCUAUUUCUUAACAUUAACCUUUUUAUUGUUUUUAUGUGAAAUAAAAAGUUGGCAAUCUGUUUCCACUGUAUACUCCUCCACAACUGGGAGAGAGAAAUCAGUGGGAGGUUUUUUCAUCAUUCUUUUGCUAAAGCUGUAUAAAUUCUCUUUUUUGCCACUUUUGUAAAAAUAUCCAAAUGCUCUUCCUCUUUAUCUGUCCCAAAACACUUUUGCAAGAGCAAGUUACUAUGUGGCUGUUCAAGAAAUUAUUUGGACAGUUGUUCAUCUUUUAGGGCACCCAACUCCCAUGAGAAGUCCACAGACUGGAUAGUUUCCUUUUUUUUGUAUUUCAGCAUUGAUCUGCGAUACAGAAAGAAGGGGGUAUAGCCCAGUAGUCAGGAUAUUAGCCUAAGACAUAUGUAUCUGGGAUUGCUCCUCUAUUCCAUCGCAAACUAUGGUCUGUAUGACCAUACAGAAGAGAGUGUGCAGGUCUGCACUGCAAAGUAGCUGGAAGCAAGCCAUCCACCCAUAGCAGCAUGGAGCUCGGCAGGUGCUGGUUCAUCCUUCCCAUUUAAAUUGUGUCUCCAGGAGCCUCUGCAGCCUUCAGCUCACAUACACCCUCCAGCUGAUGUUAGGCUUCCUACCCCGGCCUGCCGGGCUGCUGGUUGUACACAGGCAUGUGAAGAGCUCAGAUAUUAGCUGUGAGAGAGCUACAAAGUCUGUAUAAAACUGAUGCUGGGAAAGUGAUACAUGCCCACAUCUUAAACCUGGAACAAAAAUCAAUAGUGAAGGAUCCAUAUAGAAGCAAACGGCCAGUAGUCAAUAGCCAGGCUAGACUUGAGCCAGAGGUGCUACCCUUCUAAUG